Molecule: messenger RNA, 2133 nt
Organism: Schistocerca cancellata (South American locust)
Lineage: Eukaryota; Metazoa; Arthropoda; Insecta; Orthoptera; Acrididae
Product: protein O-mannosyl-transferase TMTC1-like
Exons: 15
Coding region: 1-2133 (710 amino acids)
Biological process (GO): protein O-linked glycosylation via mannose
Molecular function (GO): protein binding; mannosyltransferase activity
Source: RefSeq, a predicted model, not a curated record
AUGUUUGUAUGUGAUGAAACCCUGAGCAGCGGGGAGAUCGCUGAUGUCAACACCGUGCCUUGGCCUGCGCUGUGCAGGGCGACGUACUGGCUGGUGGGCGCGGCGCCCGCCUGGUUCCACGCGAGCAACGUGCUGCUGCACGCGGCCGCCUCGCUGCUGUUCGCGCGAGCGUGCUGCGCCGUCGCGGGGCUGGCGCCCGCCUUCGCCGCCCUCGCCGGCGUCAUCUUCGCUGCGCACCCCGUGCACACGGAAGCGGUGACGGGGAUCGUGGGUCGCGCCGAUGUGCUGGCUUGUGUUUUCUUAUUAUUGUCGCUGCUCGCCUAUCACGGGCGUGAGCAGCCGCGCCUGUGGACCAGCGUGCUGCUGGCGGCGCUGUCCAUGCUGGCCAAGGAGACGGGCGUGGCCGCCCUGCUCGUCAACCUGCUGUUCGACGCCUACCGCUCCUGGAGCUCCCUCAAGAAGAGCCUGGUGGAGGCGCGCUGCAACACCGAGACGGUACUCUUUAGUCGAAGGGCAGCCAAAUUGCUGAUGGCGCUGAGCGCGCUACUUGUGUUCCGUUUGGCGCUGCUCCAAGGUUCGCUGCCACGCUUCUCCAGCCAGGACAACCCCGCUGCAUUCCACCCCAGCAGGCUCGUCCGGUUCCUGACGUUCUGCUACCUGGCGGCGUUCAACUGCUGGCUGCUGCUGUGCCCGGCCACGCUGAGCCACGACUGGCAGAUGGGCUCCGUGCCGCUCGUCACCCAGCUGUCCGACUCGCGCAACCUGGCCACCGCCGUCUUCUUCGUCUGCAGCCUCGCCGUCGUCUACCGCGGGCUCAGCGACCUCGAGCACCAGCGGCCUCCGGCGGUCUUCCUGAGCGUGCUGCUGCUCGCUCUGCCCUUCCUGCCCGCCACCAACCUGCUGCUCACCGUCGGCUUCGUCGUGGCUGAGCGCGUCCUCUACAUGCCCAGCCUGGGCGCCGUGCUGGCUGCCUGCUACGGGGCGCAGCUGCUGUGGGCCGGCUGCGGCGGCUGCAGGGCGCGCCUGUGCGCCGUGGGCGCCGCCUCGCUGCUGCUGGCCGCCGCCUUCUGCGGCCGCUCGCUGCUCAGGAACCGCGACUGGGCCUCGCGGGAGACGCUCGUCAGGGCCGGCCUGAGAGCCCUGCCCCAUAACGCCAAGAUGCACUACAACCUGGCCAACGUGCUGCGGGACGCGGGCAACGCCGACCUGGCCGCCGAGCACUACCGCGAGGCUCUCAGGCUGUGGCCGACGUACGCGAGCGCGCACAACAACCUGGGGACGCUGCUGCGUGCGGACGAGGCGGAGGCGCACUUCCUGGCCGCCAUACGACACGCGCCCGGCCACGUGCACGCCCACUACAACCUGGGACAGCUCUACCGGAGGGACAACCGCACGGAGGACGCGGCCGUGAUGCUGGAGCGCUGCAUCCGGCUGGACUCGGGCUACACGCCGGCCUACCUGCUGCUGGCGCGGCUGUACGCAGGCGCCGGCCUGCAGGCCAGAGUGGGCGAGCUGCUGCGGCAGUUGGUACGCCUGCAGCCGCUGUCAGCCGACCGGCUCGCCGACUACGGCGAUUGGUUGCUGCAGCAAGGUCGGCGGCUGGAGGCGCUGCAGCUGUACCAGAGGGCGCUGGCAGUGUCCUGCACGCACCGGGCCGCGCUGCUGGGGGCGGCCAGGAUCCUACGAUCGCAGGGCCAGCUGGCGCGCGUGCACCAGCUGCUGCUCAGGAGCCUGGCGAUGUCUCCACAACACCGUGGCGGCCUCGUCUACACGGGGGACCUGCUCUUGCGGUCGUGGCAGCUGGGCUCCGCCUACCACCAGGAGAACGUCCCUUCUCAUCCUCCUAGGAACGCGGACGACACCUACAGGGAACAUGAAGCGGCACCGGCUAGGCAGCCGCCCGAGAGGCCGAAGACGAGCCGGCGGCCCGGCGCGAGCGACAAGUGGCGGCGGCGCGCGCCCAGCCGCAACCGCACGCUGGUGCUGCGGCCCGGCUCCGCGCCGCGGCCCGGACCUGCCGGCGAGGCGGAAGGCGUCGCGGGCUACCACUACAGCUACUGGUCGGAGGAGCACUUCCCGCCGCUGUCGCUGCCUACGGAGGAGGACUUCUCGACGGAGCUGACCACGGGAUGA